Messenger RNA from Blepharisma stoltei, 1007 nucleotides. The record is from the annotation of a GenBank genome assembly. NCBI's taxonomy places the organism in Eukaryota, Ciliophora, Heterotrichea, Heterotrichida, Blepharismidae.
AUGUCAGAUCUUUUCUGUGUCAAAUUAGAAGGAACAGUUCUGCUCAAGCUAAUCCAGCACUGUCAAGAUACUGACUCCACCGCAAUAGGCCAGCUCAUUGGUCUUGAAUCUUCGAAUUCUCUUGAAGUCACAAAUUGUUUUUCUCUCCCAUCCAAUUCUUCUAUUGGCCCACAAGAACUCGAAGAAUACAGUAAAAAAAUGUGUGAGCAGCUUAAAGACUUAUUCUUCGAAAACUCAGUUAUAGGAUGGUACCAAAGAUCAGACGAAGGUGCAUUUUUAGAUAUCCCAAGAUAAAUUUCAUAUAAAUAAAUCUUAUCUAUUAGAAAAUUUAUUUAUUUUAGUUAUUAUAGUAUAUAAGCUCGAUUGAAUAUCAAUACAAUAUGCAGAUUGAAAUCCCUAACGCCGUCAUGGUGGUUUACGACCCAGUUAUAUUUGUUUCUGGCGGAUUUCCACUCAAGGCAUACCGUCUCACCCAGGAAUUCCUUGAUUUUUUCAGUGAAGAAGAGUUCACAACUCAGCGAGCCGCAGCCUUAAAAGUGGACUCCACAAAGGUUUUUUCUGAAAUUCCUUUGCGGAUUGAAAACAGUAUGUUGACAAACGCAUUUUUAGCUCAAUACGCCCCAGAUCCUUAUGAAGUCGCAGACAAGGACUGCUAUGAGCCUUUUAUUAAAAAGCAUUUAGAAGCUUUAUACCAAGGAUUAGACGAAUUAGUAGAAAGACAGCAAAAACAGUAUGGGUAUGCUAAAGCUGUGCAGAGACAAAAACAGCAGCAAAAAGCACAUGAGGCGCAAAGAGCUGCAGAAAACAAAAAAAGAGAAGAAAGAGGAGAACCACUGUUGGAGUUGACUGAAGGCACAGGGUCACUGUAUAGGAUGAUUCCACCACCAAGCAGGCUUGAAAGCUUGUUAGUUUCACAACAGCUGAACAGCCUGAGUGAAGAAUUACAAGAAUUCUGCGGCGAAUCACAAGCAAAAGUAGAUCUUUUAAUGUCUUUGAGCCAGAAAUAA